Ciona intestinalis (vase tunicate) is the source of this 2739-nucleotide messenger RNA. The record is from RefSeq and is a predicted model, not a curated record. NCBI's taxonomy places the organism in Eukaryota, Metazoa, Chordata, Ascidiacea, Phlebobranchia, Cionidae.
GCGGUUACACAAAACAUUCUCGAAAAAAUUAUUAAAGAUUUAUUUUAUUCAACCUGAUUAUUCUUUUAGCCGUAGUAGAGCCAUAGUAUAUGCUGCAAAGCUGCUUUUGGUUGUCAAAACGAUGCCGGACAAGGACAAUGAUAAUGUGAAGGUGGUGGUUAGAUGCAGACCUUUCAACACAAAAGAAAAGUCUGCAGAAUAUCGUCAAGCUGUUAAAGUGGAGGAAGUAAGGGGUCAGAUUUCUGUAGAAAAAUCAAACUCAAGUGAGCCUCCAAAAACUUUCACAUUUGAUACUGUGUUUGGACCAGAGAGCAAGCAAGUAGACGUCUAUAACUUGACUGCAAGGCCGAUUGUUGAUUCCGUUCUUGAAGGGUAUAAUGGAACAAUUUUUGCAUAUGGGCAAACUGGAACGGGCAAAACUUUUACAAUGGAAGGUGUUAGAUCCGUCCCAGAACUCAGGGGAAUAAUUCCAAACUCGUUUGCUCAUAUAUUCGGUCACAUUGCAAAGGCAGAAGGAGACACAAGAUUUCUGGGUCGAGUGUCUUACUUGGAGAUCUACAAUGAAGAGGUGAGAGAUUUGCUGGGGAAAGAUCAAACAGCUCGUCUUGAUGUGAAAGAGCGUCCAGAUAUCGGGGUUUUUGUCAAAGACCUUUCAAUGUUUGUGGUGAACAACGCUGACGACAUGGAUCGGAUUAUGACACUUGGAAAUAAAAAUAGAUCUGUUGGUGCGACUGAUAUGAAUGAACAAAGUUCUCGUUCCCACGCAAUAUUUACUGUAACGAUUGAAUGUAGUGAGAAGGGAUUGGACGGCCAACAACAUGUUCGUGUGGGGAAACUGCAUCUAGUUGAUCUUGCUGGUUCAGAGAGGCAAGUAAAAACUGGAGCAACAGGGCAGAGGUUAAAGGAAGCCACGAAGAUCAAUUUAUCUCUUUCAACGCUCGGCAACGUCAUCUCAUCCUUGGUGGAUGGGAGGAGCACUCAUAUUCCUUAUCGGAACUCUAAACUGACGAGGAUGUUGCAGGACUCUUUGGGUGGGAACUCAAAAACAUUAAUGUGUGCCAACAUUGGACCAGCUGAUUAUAAUUAUGAUGAAACAAUAUCUACUUUACGAUACGCUAAUCGUGCAAAGAAUAUUAAAAAUAAAGCAACGAUAAAUGAAGAUCCAAAGGAUGCUUUGCUACGUCAGUUCCAGAAAGAGAUCGAGGAUUUAAAGAAGAAGUUGGCGGAGGAGGGGAGUGGGAGUGAGGGAGAAAGUGAGGAGGAGGUUGAUGAAGAUGGAAAUAUUGUGAGGAGGAAAGGUAAAAAAGGAAGAAGGCGCAGAUUGUCGUCGUCACACAUGGCUGAACUUCAAAAGAAAAUUGACGAAGAGCGAAAGCAACUGGAGGAAGGGAAGGAAAUGGUUGAAGAGGAGAGGAACAAAGUGAAGCACGAUCUUGAGAAGAGGGUGGAGGACCUCAAGAAAGCUCAAUUGGAGCAUGAACAGUUGCAAGAUCGCUUGCGGGUGAUCGAACGAAAGGUGAUCGUCGGCGGUGUAGAUUUACUCGCUAAAGCUGAGCAACAGGAAAAACUUCUUGAAGAAUCGAAUGUUGAACUGCAGGAGAGGAGAACACAGGAAGCUGAACUGAGGAAGCAGAUUGAAAGUAAAGAGGCAGAAAGACUGGAUAUAGAGGAGAAAUACAGCAAUCUGCGUGAUGAAGCGCAAGGAAAGACAAGGAAACUACGCAAAGUAUACAACAUGCUGAUGUCAGCAAAAUCUGAAAUGUCGGACAUGAAGCACGAACAUCAACGUGAAGUGGAGGCAAUGCUGGAAAAUGUUCGUCAAAUACAAAGUGAACUGACGAGGCUCUCUCUCAUCGUCAAAUACUUCGUUCCUCCCGAGUUUACUCAGAUGAUUGGAGAUCACGCAAACUGGAAUGAGGAUAUCGGGGAAUGGCAGUUGAAAUGUGUGGCAUACACUGGGAACAACAUGAGAGCUCCAAUACCGGAGAAGGAACCAAAUAAUAAUGAGCUUGAGAUGGAUUUAUCGGCAAAUUAUCUUUCUUAUCCUGGUGAGGUAAGACGGGACACGACGCAACGUCCAAAAACUGGGAAAUCCAACAAAUCGUCACGCUUUAAUAAGUUUGGCAAGAAGAAAAAGACAGUUUUAUCGCCACAAGACCAAAUUGAUGCUGUACUGUUAUCGUAACCAAGUUGAAAAGUGAUGUUUGAAUUUGAAAACCUGCAUGGGAAAGUUCAUCAUCUUGACCUAAAUCCUCCACUUUGCAACUUAUUGGUUGCACAAACCUUAUGUAAUGUUUUGAAAGAUAUUCGACAUCGCAAACAAAACUGUCACAGUACUUGUAUGGGUUAUUAUAUGAAUGCAAUGAUAUUACAAGCACAGCUGUGUUACAAACACACACAACAACAGCGAGUAUUAAAUUUACACACAGAUAUCCUUGAAGCGUAAUCCUGUACCUCGAAAUUAGCAUGUCUGAGGUGACAAAUUUAAGAUAGGUGCUUAACGAACGCUGUUGUUAUCAGGUGGUUAAAAUCCACAGUAAAACAUUUUGUAAACAUUGCUACAAUUAUUAAAGGUUUGAGUUGUAUGGUGCUACUUUAUUUUUCUUUAACUAUUUUGGUUCUACAUUUGUACAGUAUUUCAUAGCACGACAUGUUGUGUCCCGUAUAAUCGUUGAUCACUGUGUCAAAAAACUUCGGUGAAUUUGAAUAAAAUAUUGUGAAUAAACGUUGAUUGAUACG